AUGACAUCGUCGACAGAGGGGAAGGCCGAGGCUCAGGAGAAAGGAUCUUCGCUCCCACCGACAACAUCCUUCACCAAGGGUAUGGUGGAUACGAGCGGAGAGUCAUCAUAUCUCCGGAACAGAGACUGCCAGGGAGAGCUCGUGGUAAUCGGUCAGAUCUCCCAUGGCUUCGACUUCGGACCGUACAAGUCGUCCAUAGGCCUUCGUGUCGAGUUCUCAGUUGUUUUUCCCGGCACAGAAGCCAACGAGGAAGACUCUGGUACAAUUAAAGGUGAGCAGUGGUUGGGCAAAUGCCGGAAGUUAGGUUGGAUGCCGAUCAGUAGUCAAACACUUAGGUCGGAACAAACUCAGACAUGCUAUCGUGAUGUUAUCGAAUGCGAGGUCAUCGUGAGGCGAGCCGCAAAACUUCGGUUAGCAUUGUGA
Molecule: messenger RNA, 423 nt
Organism: Perkinsus marinus ATCC 50983
Lineage: Eukaryota; Perkinsozoa; Perkinsida; Perkinsidae
Exons: 4
Coding region: 1-423 (140 amino acids)
Source: RefSeq, a predicted model, not a curated record